CAAGCAUUUUCGGAUGUAGCUCGAUUUUUGGAUGGGUUGCUGUUACCUUCAGCAAAUAAUAAUGUUCAUCCUUACGUCACAAAUUUGUAUCGACAGGCCAAAUCUGCAGUUAUUUGGGCUGGCCGGUUUCAACCACAAUCUGGCCGUUUUAAUUCACAAG
Racocetra fulgida is the source of this 160-nucleotide messenger RNA. The record is from the annotation of a GenBank genome assembly. NCBI's taxonomy places the organism in Eukaryota, Fungi, Glomeromycota, Glomeromycetes, Diversisporales, Gigasporaceae.